Messenger RNA from Aspergillus costaricaensis CBS 115574, 1309 nucleotides. RefSeq names its product A4/G1 family peptidase. Bases 267 to 1121 code for a protein of 284 amino acids. The record is from RefSeq and is a predicted model, not a curated record. NCBI's taxonomy places the organism in Eukaryota, Fungi, Ascomycota, Eurotiomycetes, Eurotiales, Aspergillaceae. Gene Ontology annotation, biological process: proteolysis. The transcript has a single exon. Gene Ontology annotation, molecular function: glutamic-type endopeptidase activity.
CGAGGAGGAGCAGUGGUGUCAUCGUCGGCGGAUUGCAUGCUAUCGGAAGAGCAUGGAAGAGGGAAAGAAGACACCAGCUUCAUCCGCAGAAAGCUCGAGCAUAAAUAGAAGCCUGAGUUCCGCUGUUCUGGUUGCUUUUCUUCUUCAUCCAGCAUCGCAAGUCUCUCAAGCAUCGCCUGGUUCGAUCAUCUCACUCUUCCAUCACCGACCUUGUCAAUAAGUUAGCUCUUCAUCUUUUCGAAGAAACCAAUCCUUCAAACGUCAAAAUGAAGUUCUCUGCUAUCCUUACCGGCUCCCUCUUCGCCACUGCCGCUCUGGCUGCUCCUCUCACUGAGAAGCGCCGUGCUCGCAAGGAGGCCCGCGCCGCUGCCAAGCGCCACAGCAACCCUCCCUACAUCCCCGGUUCCGACAAGGAGAUCCUCAAGCUGAACGGCACCUCUAACGAGGAGUACAGCUCCAACUGGGCUGGUGCCGUUCUGAUCGGCGAUGACUACACCAAGGUCACUGGCGAGUUCACUGUCCCCAGUGUCUCUGCUGGCUCUAGCAGCAGCUCCGGUGGCUACGGUGACUAUGGCUACGGCUACUACAAGAACAAGAGACAGUCCGAGGAGUACUGCGCCUCUGCCUGGGUUGGUAUCGACGGUGACACCUGCGAAACCGCUAUUCUCCAGACCGGUGUCGACUUCUGCUACGAGGAUGGCCAGACUUCCUACGAGGCCUGGUACGAGUGGUACCCCGACUACGCCUACAACUUUGACAGCCUCUCCAUCUCCGAGGGUGACCAGAUCAAGGUCACUGUCGAGGCCACCAGCAAGAGCAGCGGUAGCGCCACCGUUGAGAACCUGACCACUGGUCAGUCCGUCAGCCACACCUUCAGCGGCAACGUCGAGGGUGACCUUUGCGAGACCAACGCCGAGUGGAUUGUUGAGGACUUCGAGUCUGGUGACUCCCUUGUUGCUUUCGCUGACUUCGGCUCCGUUACCUUCACCAACGCUGAGGCCACCAGCGGCGGCUCCACUGUCGGUCCCUCUGACGCCACCAUCAUGGACAUCGAGCAGGACAGCACCGUCCUCACCGAGACCUCCGUCUCUGGCGACAGUGUCACUGUCACCUACGUUUAAAUGGAUCUCUACGCAUGAGAUAUCGGUCGCUUCAAUGUCUUUGUCUCGACGACAAGCCCUGGGGAUGAAUGAAAAAUGAGUGAUGAGCUAUCCGGAUUGAUCUGAUCUUGUUGAGUUGUUAAUUCUGCUUCUGUUGAUGAUUUUGAGUGAUUGUACCUACUUUGAGUGGAAGAAAUAAAUGCGCGCGC